Messenger RNA from Pneumocystis jirovecii RU7, 1242 nucleotides. RefSeq lists its product as uncharacterized. Gene Ontology annotation, biological process: cell division; mitotic sister chromatid segregation. NCBI's taxonomy places the organism in Eukaryota, Fungi, Ascomycota, Pneumocystomycetes, Pneumocystales, Pneumocystaceae. The coding region runs from base 1 to 1242 and encodes 413 amino acids. Gene Ontology annotation, cellular component: MIS12/MIND type complex. The record is from RefSeq and is a predicted model, not a curated record. The transcript has 8 exons.
AUGCCUUCAAAGAGUACUCUUGACACUACAGGAUUCUGCCGGACUUUACAGGACACUCAGCGUUCAAAGUCCCCAAUCCACGAAGAAGACUCGGGGUUUCAGUAUGUCCGUACACGGCGCCCAGAAACCGGCCAAAAAGCGGGAUCCACGCGUCAUACAAAGGAAAACAGCACAGACGCCUCAUUGUCCGUAUGUAUGCGCGCAUUACCCGACACUCGGCCACCGUCCCAGCCAUUGCAUGCAUCACAUCUUUCUGCCGAUACUCUGCUCAAUUUUUCCACGCAUACAUCCCAUACAACCGACAGCUUUGUAGCGCUUCCGGUCUCAGAUACGCCGGUUAUUGAGAAAAAUAGAGAUCUUCGCCAACGGAGGCGCAGCAGCCUUGGAUUCCGUGGAAAACGGGCCAGUUCUAUCCUUUCCAACGGCCUAAUAGCUUUGCCGCAUCCAAGUAUUAGCCAUGAAAGCUUUUUUAAGCAUAUAUCGGAAGACCUGCCGGAGGCAGUAAGAAUGAAGCAAUUAUUGGUUUGGUGUGCAAAGCGGGCAUUAGAUGAUCAGAAAAUGUAUGAAACAGGGGGAAUAGAAGAAGGGAAAGAAGCAGUGUUGUUGGCACGGAAAAUUGGAGAGGAGAUUUUGAGUGAUUUGAUAGAAAACAGGCUUUCAGCAAGUUGGUAUUGUCGUGAAGAGGAAGGAAAUUUGGGGAAAGUAAAGCCGCACCCAAGAAAUGUAGAAAAUAGGAAGAAAAUAAAAGAGUUUGAAGCGAGAUUGAAAAAAUUGAAGGAGGAGAUUGAGCGGUGGAACCGACUUGAAGCGUCUUUUUUGUCAUGUCAUGGAGAAAAAAGUGAAGAAAAAAGUGAGGAAAGAAGGAAAGAAGAAGAAAAAGUAGAAGGGGACAAGGACAGCAUGGAGGGAGAAGGGGGGGACGAAAAUGUUUUGGAUAAGAUGGUAGAAGGGGCAUUUUUGCCCUCGAAAGAAGUUAAAUGGGUGCCGCCGGCAAAGCAUGCGGAAUUGAGGGGAUGGAUUGAGUCAGUGGAAGGGGGGCUGGAAUUUAAAGUUGACCAGCUGUAUCAUACGAUGUACUCGAUUGAAUCAUUUGGACAAGUGUCGAGCCAGUAUGCAGCACGGCUUUUGAGUCAUGUGGCAAAAGCGAUUGAAGAACGUAAACGGCAGGCCGAAAUCGAGACAGGGUCCAGUGGUACGAGUAUAAAAGACGUGCUUAGAGCGAUUACGAGACACGAGGGAUAA